ACAAAUCAAAAAUGGCGUUCACUCACAACUUGUCUCAGGCUGAAAGGUUUUCGUUGUUACUAUUAGAGCCUGGUGAAAUCUAUUUUGAAGACUUCAGUGUGUUUUAUUACCCUCAGGGACUUCCUGAGGCUGAAGCUAUUAAAAGAAAAGUACGAGGAAGAUUGAAAACAUGCUCCAAAUCGAUUCUUUUUGAUCCCCAAGACAUGUCAUAUCCUAUUAUAAAGUUUCCAAUGCGGGACACAGUAAGGAUCGAAGAAUGGAGUGGAUCGUUAAUGUCAAAGAUUGGUAACCAAGGCAACAUAGUAAUGAUAGAGAGUAAUCAAAUUAUUCAAAUGAAAGAAACUAAUAUUAUUGCUUCUUAUAAAUUUCUGAAGGUCAAUGUCAGUGUGCAAGAGUCAGGUCCAGAGAAUAUCACACUGAAGUGGCAGAAUGGUGUGAUAUCAAACUUUGAAUAUCUCAUGUACCUCAAUAGUCUUGCAGAUCGUAGUUUUAUGGAUUUAACCCAGUAUCCAGUGUUCCCGUGGGUUAUUAGUGAUUACACUAGUCAAGAAUUAGAUCUGACAAAACCAGAUUCAUUUCGGGAUCUUAGUAAACCCGUUGGCGCUCUUUUUGAAGAUAGAAUUCAGAGGUUAAAGGAGCGUUUUCACGAGAUGCCGGAGCCGAAGUUUUUAUAUGGUUCUCAUUACUCAACACCAGGUUUUGUUUUAUUUUAUCUGGUGCGUGUGGCACCGGAAUAUAUGUUGUGUUUGCAAGGCGGAAAAUUUGAUCACGCUGAUAGAAUGUUUAAUAGUAUUCAAGAGACGUGGCACAAUGUUCUGACUGGUGCAACUGAUUUCAAGGAACUUAUACCGGAAUUUUACCAGGAAUCGGAAUCAGACUUCCUACUCAAUAGACAAAUGUUAGAUUUGGGAAUCAGGCAAGAUGAGGUUAAGUUGAACAAUGUGGAAUUACCGCCAUGGGCAAAAGAUUCUGUAGAUUUUUGUAGGAAAUGCCGAGAAGCUCUAGAAAGUGACUAUGUGUCGCAUCAUUUACAUGAAUGGAUCGAUUUAAUAUUCGGAUUUAAACAAAGAGGUAUUGAAGCUGAACUUGCUGAUAAUUUAUUUUAUUAUUUAACUUAUGAAGGUGCAAUUGACUUGGACAGUAUCCAAGAUCCAAAUGAAAGGGCAGCAUUAGAAAAUCAGAUAUUAGAGUUUGGUCAGAUACCAAAACAAUUAUUUACAACACCUCAUCCAGUUAGAUUUGCCAGUGAAACUCAAAAACUUAUAUCAAGUGAUUUGGUAUUAAGCACAGAAUAUGAUAAAUCGUACUGCGGAGCAGGUGACAUACCAGAAUGUAGUGAAUCACUUGUAGAUGGUGUUGCUAUGACAACCAGUGCUGGUAACUGGAAUGAUAUGGAGCAUCUACAUCCUUGCUUUGAUCAUCGUUUACAUAAAGAUACUGUGUCUUGUGUCAAGCUGUCCGAAGACUGCAAAGUUAUAGUAUCAGCAUCACACGAUACAAUGUUAAAAAUGUACUGCUUGGAAGAUCAGAGACAAUUGCGAAGUAUUAAUCUCUCUAAUAUGGCUAUGUCAUCACUGUGUAUCAUGCCUGGUGCUAAGACAAUACUUGUAGGAUGCUGGGACAACAAUCUAUAUCUUUACUCCAUAGAGUAUGGCAGAGUAAUAGACACUAUCAUGGCACAUGAUGAUGCAGUUUCCAGUAUAUAUUGGGAUAAUGGUAUCUUAGUAACCGCAUCUUGGGAUUCUACCAUCAAGACUUUCUUGUUGGCUGCAGGUGUUGAUCAACAUUUUUGGGGAAAUAUAUGGUGA
This is a messenger RNA of Saccoglossus kowalevskii, 1808 nucleotides long. RefSeq names its product protein FAN-like. NCBI's taxonomy places the organism in Eukaryota, Metazoa, Hemichordata, Enteropneusta, Harrimaniidae. Gene Ontology annotation, molecular function: protein binding. The record is from RefSeq and is a predicted model, not a curated record.